CAGGCUAGAAGUAGCUGAAAUCAAUCCAGAACAGGUUCCCCGAGCAUAAAGGCCCGGGUGAAAGGCAGUAUGAAGAUAUUUGAGAAAGCCAGAGACAUGCUGCAACCAGCUUUGCUGACAGAACAAGGACAACAAAACGGUGAGGCAGAGGAAUUGGACAGAAGAAGCUAUCCAGACAACCGACCCUCUGCUAGUUGUUCCACCACACACAGCAGACCCCUCGUGAAGCGUCACAAGCCUGGAGGGAAUUUGAUGUUUUAUAGCACUCUUGGCGAAGACAUGCCUGACAGAAGUGAGGUUGUCACUGGGAAACGGUUUGGAAGCCAUUCAUGCAGACGUGAUCACAUCACUUCUUUCUGUUUUCUAGCAAUGUUCAUUGCCUUCCUUUCUGCUCUCUGCUUUAAAUAUUCAUGCCUAGUUUCCCAGUGCUGGCAUCUCUUACCACGAGUCCACUAUUUACCCAGAAAGACAAUGGGACAGGGAUCUCACAGCAAGAAACCAAAGGGUCAAAUUCUCUCUAGACUAAGUAGGUCAGAACCAUUAGAGGUAAUCAAAGGGGAUCCUAUGAGGCCCACAGGGAGUCUAGAGAAGGGCUGGGCGGGUGGUGAAGCCACUAAGAGGGAAAGCCAAGGUGGCUCUUGGCACUGGCACUCUUCCAGUGGGAAAGCAGUCAAGGCAGGCCUGGUGGGGGUGAAGGGAUUUCGUGGUGCAACCAAGUCACUGACAGGCCUUAGUGCUGGGAAGAGGGAAUGUCCAGUGAGACCUUGAUCUUCACUGCCCCUCUGUGCCGAGAGGAAAGGUCCUGGGGAGGGAGGAGGGCUGCCGCUUUGCUUUGAAUGUUGGAAAGGGCCAGGAGACUGUUUCCUUCAUGAGCAAGCGUAUGGAAGUUACCUAACCUUCUUAAAUUUCCUCAUUUGUGUAACAGGGUUAAUGAACAUGCUGUGCCUGGCAGUGAUGACGUAAAGUUAAGCUCUUUCAUGUUUGUUAGGUAAUACAAUGGGCAGCACCAUAGAAACCCAUAAAUAAUGUACAUUGAAGUUCUGUCGAGGUAUUAGCCUUGUUUUAACAGUGCAGAUAUUACAUGAGUUGCUACCAGCAAGAAGCUUCUCUUAAUUAGGAUCAAAACUUUCUUUUUUUAGACUUGCUUUAAUGACUUUUGAGGCUGAACACAUUUCACUUGCCCUGUCUUUGUGGCAAUUUAUUAUAAUUUCUUCUUCAAACUUACAACUCCUUUUCACGCAACAUUAAACAUUCCUUCUCAUUAUUAUUCCUUCUCAUAUCUUUGAAUUUGAGUUUCUUUCUCUCUCUUGUAUAAUCAGUUUCUCUAAAGUCUAAAUUCAGCUUUGACAUCUCUCUAUGUCCUCCUCAUAGCCACUAUAGGAUUUGGUUCAAACACACAAUGAAAAAGAAAGGAGCUUUGGGGCUGGUUCUGAUGAAAUAGGAGCUCUCUUUUCAGUUUCACACCUUGGCUAAAGGCUUAUCUGCAACUUGAAAUGCCCCAAAAUAGCUGUUCCACACAGAGAAUGUGCACAGAGAUGCACACAGAAAAUGAAUCUGCCAUAAUCAUCUCCAGACAGGUCUUGUGAAAUCUGCAAUUUUGAUACAUGGACUGAGCCCAGAUGGCUGGAGGGCAGCACCAGGGAGCCGUUCGGGUCCUGACAUGGCAAUCUAGAGGGCUGGAGUCAGUCUCAGUCCUACUACAGGGAUUUCUGGUUGGAUGUGAGUCAGGCUGGAUCUCUGGGCCAUCUGUAAUCCAAGUUACAGCUGCUUUUCUAAACCCUUCCUGAUUUCCUUCCUGCAGCUCCACGUAACUAUUCUUUGAAGCUAUGGUGUGUUCAACACCUUUUUUUUCUGUCUUUCUGUCUCCAGCAGUUUCAACGCUCAGACUUGGAGUGCUUCUGGGAAUAAGGAGCUAUAGGUGCCAAGAAAGCUUUUCUUGCCAAAGCCCUAUCUAGCAUUGCAAA
Struthio camelus australis is the source of this 1964-nucleotide messenger RNA. Lineage: Eukaryota; Metazoa; Chordata; Aves; Struthioniformes; Struthionidae. The record is from RefSeq and is a predicted model, not a curated record.